UCUCCCCCUAACUUAAGAAACUGUAACCCAAAACAACACGAAACCACUGAUCGCCCCAUUCCUCUCUCUCUCUCUCUCUCUCUCUUUCACAUUUUCAAAACUUACCGCCGGUGAUUAUUCGCCGGUAAAUGAAGGAUCCGGUGAUCGGUGCUUAUUCAAAUUUAAAUGGCCAUGACGUCUUAUAUAGUAUCUUACUCUCGCGUAUCACGGGGAAUCUCUAACCAUUUUAUCUGAAGCAAAAGCGACUUUAACUUGGCAGAGUUUUGAAGUUAUUCCAUACUUGGUUUGGCAAUCAGAGGUGCGAAAGCCUUAUAUAAUAUUUUAUAUACAUAUUUAUAAAUAUAUAAACACGCAGAGAUUAAACCGAGCCUUUGUCUGGUUUUUGAGCCUCGAAUUUUGCUCAACUGCGUCAUUUUUUGCAAAAUUGUGGAUCUCUGAGUCGAUUCUGUACGUAGCUCUGAUCGAUGAAGGUGAUGCAGAGUUUUCAAUGUCUGUUUUGGACUUGGAGAAGAAAGAUAUAUCGGUCAAAUUCUUUGACUUUCAAACUCGGAAAACCAGCUCUGUUUCUGGUCUGAAAAUGGAGUUCAGAAGAUAGCUUUUUCAAAUAGUAGAGGUGCUACCGAUCGAGUAAGAAAGAGCUUUUGAAGUGAUGCCAUUCCCGAUGAAGAUCCAGCCCAUUGAUUGUCACACUCCGACUCAGGAACCGACUCGGUUAAUCGAACCAGUUAAACCGGCGGUGAAGACGUCACGGUUCAAGCGACUCUUCGAGCGGCAGUUCACGAGUGUCUUGAGGCUUUCUGCGCCUGCGCCUUUGGUGGAGAAGGCCGGCAGCGGAGACGAACCGCGUUUCAUCAAAGAAGCGAACAAUAACAGCUCCGGCGACCUGCAGUUCGAGCCGAGCUCGGUGUGCUUAGCGAAAAUGGUUCAGAAUUUUAUCGAGGGAGGUAAUGGAAACGAGAAACAAAUUUCUGCUUCGAGGUGUGGCCGGACCCGCUGCAACUGCUUCAACAGGAGCUGUAACGAUAGCUCCGAAGAAGAUUCGGACUUAUUCAAUGGAUUUGGUCAUGAUUCCAAUUUAGUCAAUUCUGGCGAGGGUUGUGAAGUUCUCAAGGGUUUGGUUCUUUGCUCGAGUGUUAGUGAAAGGAAUUUAUUAGCAGAUACUGCUAGGAUCGUUGAUCGGAACAAGAUCUGUAAGCGUAAAGACGAAAUUUGCAGACAAAUCGUUACUGAUGGAUUAUUGGCUCUCGGAUACGACGCUUCAAUCUGCAAAUCUCGUUGGGAAAAAUCCCCCUCAUACCCUGCCGGAGAAUACGAAUACAUAGACGUUAUAAUCGAUGGUGAACGAUUAAUAAUCGACGUUGAUUUUAGAUCAGAGUUUGAAAUCGCUCGACCAACCAAGACCUAUAAGACAAUUCUCCAAACUAUACCGUACAUAUUCGUCGGGAAAGCCGACCGGCUCCAGAGGAUUAUUCCGGUGGUCGCUGAGGCGGCGAAGCAGAGCUUAAAGAAGAAAGGAAUGCCUGUCCCGCCGUGGAGGAAGGCUGAUUACAUCAAAGCCAAGUGGCUUUCUUCUCACAAACGAAACGCGCCUCCCUGCUGCGGCGAGUCCGGUCCGAGUUGUCGGUGCUGCUGCAACUCAGUUUCAGUGGAGAAGAAGACCGAAUCGGGUGUGGUGGAAGAGGAAAAAUCUAAAGCUCUGAAAGAAUGGAUAAUGGUGCCCAGACAACUUAUUGGUUUUGGGGUCAAGGAAAAGGUCACUGGUUUGGCUUCUGUUAUGGUCGAUGAGCCAUGAAAAUUUUGAUUUUUGAUUUUUUUUUUUAACUGUGGAAGAAUCACGUUCGUAUAUGGUUUGCUUAUGUGAUAGUACUACUGUAACAUGUCGAUCCCCUUCUGUUUUUUUGUUGUAAGGGUCUAAUUUUACUUAAUAUCAAGAGACUAGCAUAGAAUAUACAGUUUGAUAAUAUAAAGAGAAAAACAUGAUGAAAGUUACGAUCGAGUUUUGUCUCAUGUUUUUUUUUCUAUUUGGAUCGAGUUUUUGUAUUUGUAUGUACAUGUCAGUGUUUUUUUUUUCCUUUAAACUUUGGAUUGGAUACAUAUUGGUAUAAUACAGUUUUCAUUUGACCUUGA
This is a messenger RNA of Cannabis sativa, 2127 nucleotides long. RefSeq lists its product as uncharacterized. The record is from RefSeq and is a predicted model, not a curated record. NCBI's taxonomy places the organism in Eukaryota, Viridiplantae, Streptophyta, Magnoliopsida, Rosales, Cannabaceae. The transcript is spliced from 4 exons. The coding region runs from base 650 to 1792 and encodes 380 amino acids.